Molecule: messenger RNA, 2138 nt
Organism: Lagopus leucura (white-tailed ptarmigan)
Lineage: Eukaryota; Metazoa; Chordata; Aves; Galliformes; Phasianidae
Gene: CUNH21orf58
Product: chromosome unknown C21orf58 homolog
Exons: 7
Coding region: 262-1131 (289 amino acids)
Source: RefSeq, a predicted model, not a curated record
CACAUCUAUAUGAAUUUUUACCUGACAGUGAAAUUGAAACAUUUAUUUUCUUCUCUCAUUUCUCACAGUCUUGGAUUUUGAGUUUUAUUGUUGGUGGUUUGUUUUGUUUCAUUUAUUAUUUGUUUGGUUUUUAUUUUGCUAAUAAAAUUCUUCUAUGAAGAUUUAGAGUGGAGUGGAAGAAAGGAGUACUGAGAACUUACCUGCAUUUGCUUAGCUAUUUAAUAUGCUCAUGCCUGCCUGCUCUUUCAGAAGACUACUACAAUGACAGAUCCUUCAGUGGUGGAUUGUGUGGCCCAGCUAAAAUUCAAACUCCUAGAAAAGAGAUUAGAAAACGAACAGAAGAACCUAGAGAAGAUGGAGUCACCUCUUCCUACAGCAAGCAACAGACGUGAGGAUAUGCUUCAAAGUGCCUUGAAGAAAAGGAAAAAUCUCCUGCAGGAGCUUAAGGAGCAGCACCUUCUGGAGGAGCUGUCACAGCCUUCUGCACCAGCUGGGGGACAGUAUAAGAACUACAGUGCUGGUCUCCCGCGCAUCUACCAGAUACCUUUUCCAGCAUCUCGAGCUGAAACACCAAGGAUUAUCCAACAGGCGGUAAGGAUUGUCACUCCUAGGAAACACUGGACAAAAUCUGCACUGACUUCUCCAUUUUCUUUUCUUAUCCAGAUGCCUCCUCAGCCUGCCACGAUCAUCCAGCAGCUCCCACAGCCACCCCCACUGAUAGCACAGAUCCCCACUGCCCAGCCCUUUGCACAUCCUCGCUCUGGAAGCAUUAAAGAAGAUAUGGUGGAGAUGAUGCUGAUGCAGAAUGCACAGAUGCAUCAGAUCAUCAUGCAGAACAUGAUGCUGAAGUCUCUCCCAUCGAUGGCGUUUGCACAGCCAGCCAGACCCAGCUACCCACUGCUUCAGCACACACAGCAGGACCUGCAGCUCACUGCUCCUGUGGCUGUGAAAGCAGAUCGUCCCUGGCUGUCUGCAGUACAUCACCACCACCACUACUCUCCCCCGGGGCUGGCCCUCCGUGCCAUGCCUGCUGGGCUCCCAGUGCCAGGUGAGGGACUGCCGCCUGCAUCCUCAGCCCAGCAUUGGACCAGCAGCGUGCUCCCAGCUAUGCAGAUGUGGCCCACCUACUGACAGCAUGUGUUCCUCUGAAGGUGGACAAUUGCAUCACUGAGUUCAACCUGCUUUUGAGCUGUUCCUAAAUAAUCUGAUGGUCUGUGCAUCUGCAAAUCAUCCAUACAGUAAAUGAGCAUAGAAAGACUGGAGAUCGACAGAACAAAUGUACCACAGGCCUGUAGUCUGCUCACCCCUUUCUGCCAGUGCAGCUGCUUCCUCUCAUAUGCCAAACCCAGAGCAACAGCAGCACCUCUCUUUUGCCUCUUUCGAAAGAACCAAGACAUCUUGUCCCAGAGAGCCUCACAGUGGCCCUGGGACGUGAAAUAAAUAUAACACUAGUAUUGUCUAAACUAUUGCAAAUGAGUAUGGCUCACCUUCAGGACUGAGUCCUUUCAUGUGUACUUUGGAGAAAUGCUCCUUUGCAGCCCUCAUGGGGGCUAAUGCAGACUAACCCAGACUUCAUGAAUGGAGCUCAGUUGCCAAAGCUCAUUAACCAAAGUGUUCCUCCUGUAUUGGGCUUGCAUGGCAAGGUUUUGGUAGCAGGAGGGCUGUAGAGUUAUCUUUGAGAAGAGCCCAAGAGCAUGUCAUUUUUUGGUAAAGGGCAGCGCUCUACCCUAAUUGCUUUACAUGGGCUGACAGGGAUUGUAGUAUUUGAAUAAAUAAUUUUCAGUAGGGAAAAGAAGAAAUAAAGUAGCUCCUGCAGUCAUCGCAUCUGAUCAUCUCAGUGGAACAUCACUACCCUAAUAUCUGCAAUGUUCUGCCCCAGGAAGUCUCUCUCAGUCUCUUCUGAGCCUCACAUUCGUGAUGCUACCCAAGUUUUUCUUUUCAAAGAGCUGUUGGAGGGUGGCUUCAGCAGCCUGAACUUGUGUAUAUUUCUGUAUUUCUCAAUCUUUCUCUUGCAUUAUCAGGGUUUCACCUUGGGGGAAAAAAAUGAAAAAUAAUUUAAAAAAAGAUUCCCAAGGUCCUUCCUUGAAUAUUGGCAUGUUUUUGCUUGUUUGUUUGUUUGUUUUCCUAAGGAACAUAAA